Messenger RNA from Aplysia californica (California sea hare), 2090 nucleotides. RefSeq lists its product as uncharacterized. Gene Ontology annotation, molecular function: ubiquitin protein ligase activity. NCBI's taxonomy places the organism in Eukaryota, Metazoa, Mollusca, Gastropoda, Aplysiida, Aplysiidae. Gene Ontology annotation, cellular component: endomembrane system. The record is from RefSeq and is a predicted model, not a curated record.
CCACGGCAUGUGUUCUGUUCGGUGUCGCUGUGCUCCUGUACCCACCCGUCUGGACACUGGUCACUCUUUGUCUGAUGACCACCCUGGCCCUGCUCACCAUGGGUAUGGCCAACCCUUGCCGCGGCCUUCCCUUUGUGCAGACUGUGUUCGACCUUGUAUGGUCCCCUUUCUCGCAGCUAGUCAACUACCAGAACAUCCUGUACCCACAAAUCGACGGAGAACGUCGACGAGGUCACGGGCCUUGGGCAGUGAGAGGGGAGAUACCAGCCUGGGCGAGACGCCAGAUUUACGUGGUAUUCACGUGUUUACAGUACGGGCAAGGUGGACUGGUUUGUUUGUACGUAGGUCUCGUUCUGUGCUAUAAGUCAACAUUUUUAUUUCUGGAGGAGGUAUUCUGCUUGGAUAAUUUCAUGAACACUCAGAUGAACCAAGGGAAUGCAAGUAAAAGUCCAAUACUAGUUCGUUCUUUCCAAAAUUUUGAAGUAUCCACCAGAGUAGCUUUCGUAAGUUUGACCUCAACAACUUUCCUCGUGGGAACCUCGUAUUGUUUUGGGCGUAUGACAUCAUCGGCGGAAAUUGUACUCACUCUGACCUUUUCCUGCCUGUGUAACAAAAAGAUACAAGCCGGUGCAAUGUCGGUGAUAGGAAACCGCUACCCCCACGCCGUGGAUGGUCUGGGGGAUUUAGUCGUCCUCGGAAUAUUUCUCCUGUUGGACCUGGCCUUGUCGAGCCGCCAGUUUUUCAACGCUCUGUACAGCUAUAACAUCAUCAUCAUCAGCGUGACCUACUGUAACGCCUUUGCUGCUCUCAUGGAGUUCCGGAUCAAAGUGUGGCUCAAGAUCAAGUAUGAGCGACAACUUGUAUCUGACAUGCGUUGGGCUACGCCGGAUGAGCUGAGGGCUCACGAUGACGUCUGUGCCAUCUGCCUGGGUCACAUGACCUUGGGCCGAGUCACCUUCUGCAGACAUCUGUUCCACGGCAAAUGUCUCCGUCUGCUUCUCAAGACGAACACUCAGUGCCCUCUGUGCAAGGCCAAACUGGUCACUGCUGUUGGCCAUGGACACCUGGCGUUUUGAUAUGCCACAUGACUUUAUUUCUUGUCAGUAUGUUACAGUCAAUUCCAUCUUGUCAUAGGUUACUACUAAAUAACAUGGGUUCUUAUACUUCACUCAUUUUUUAUUUAUUUUUUUGAUAUAAUGUUAUUUUUUCAUUCAAUUCCGUUACAUUUUGGAUACCGAAGGCCUGAAUUGUGAAUAUCGCGUGCAUACAAAAUGAGGAUUUCACAGCCGAUUUCAUCACAUUAAGGCUAAUACACACUUGCUUGGCGUUUUAAUACCCGAACACCACGACGUUUUUAAUUCCCAGAGAGGGUUUUACUCCUUUUUCAACCCAUUUAAGCCACUACGUACCAGUCCGUUAUGACACCCCCCACACACACACAUCCCCAAUAAUGCACGAUAGGUCAAGACCAUCAAAAGUUGUUCCUUUAGAAUUUUUUUUUCCUUUCUAUGAUAGACCCUGAACUCAAAAGCUGCAUAAACCUGACACAAUUGCCCAAAAUAACCAAGUGAGGCAAUAUGGAUAUAAGAAAGUGUUCCAAAUCACAGGAAAUAAAAUUUGACAACGAAUAAACACACCAAAAAAACAAACAGUUCUUAGAAAUACAUGUACCCAAACUCUUCAGUUUGUGAGGUUACAAAAAGGUCACUCAAAAAAUGAAAGUUGCAAAUUGUGCUCCAGUCUACUGUACCUCAAUAAUAAUCACUUUUGAAAGAAAAUAAGUCAGUUCACCAUUAGGCCUAUGGUUAAAAUAAGAUUGACCACUCGUUUUUGUAUGGAUCUUAUAAGAUUUAAUAUUGUCCUCCACGAGACUCCACUACGGGCACUUGCAAAGCAUCUAAAGAAUCAUAGCUAGAAUAUCCUACAAAUAUUCGAUACCAUUCAUGUCUGGACUAACACUAGACACUAAUAUCAGCAGGCAUUGGUCCCAUAAUAACCAAUUUAAUUGUUUUCGAGAAACCGCCUUGUAUAAUUACACUACCUCAGAAUUGCAAAAUUCUAUCUGACAUUUUUGGCAGUUUGAAGUUACU